Sporothrix schenckii 1099-18 is the source of this 1866-nucleotide messenger RNA. RefSeq names its product ATP-dependent RNA helicase DDX49/DBP8. NCBI's taxonomy places the organism in Eukaryota, Fungi, Ascomycota, Sordariomycetes, Ophiostomatales, Ophiostomataceae. The record is from RefSeq and is a predicted model, not a curated record. The transcript has a single exon. The coding region runs from base 1 to 1866 and encodes 621 amino acids. Gene Ontology annotation, molecular function: nucleic acid binding; ATP binding; RNA helicase activity.
AUGACUGCGUCUACAUUACCAAAAAUCGAUGGCAAGGUGGUCCGGAGGAGCGGCCUGCUAAGCGCCAACCCGCCCGCAAGCGACUCAGGCGACGAGUCCGACUAUCUCGACAGCGAUGAGCCGCGCAAGAAGCGCCGCGUGAGACAAGGCAUAGCUGAGGAGGAAAGCUCUGACGAGGAAAGCUCUGACGAGUCAGAUAGCGAAGAGAGCAAAGAGAGUGAAGAGGAGGAGGAAGAGGAAGAGGAGGAUGAGGAGAAGGUGGCGGCACAGCUGCUGCCCAAGGUAGCACACGUCCCAUCUACGUUCAAUGCCCCGUCGCGUGUCCGCUCGCGUGUUCCGACGGACGACAAGACGGCGGCAACGGCUGCUGCCCAGAAGAAGGCGAUUGACGAGGCCGUCAGGACAAUUGCUGCGGGCGAUGCCAACGGCACAGCACCCGAGGUCCCGGCCGCCGACGCCGCCGCCAACGUGCUCGCGGCACCGACCGACCCCAACACCACCUUUGACGCCAUCAGUGUGAAGCCCUGGCUGGUCCGCUCGCUCUCCAACAUGGCCAUCCGCCGGCCGACGGCGAUUCAAAAGGGCUGUAUCCCGGCCAUCCUCCGGGGCCACGACUGCAUCGGUGGCAGCCGCACCGGUUCCGGCAAGACAGUCGCUUUUGCCGUGCCCAUCCUGCAGGCGUGGUCGGCGGACCCGAGCGCCAUCUUCGCCCUGGUGCUGACGCCGACGCGCGAGCUGGCCCUCCAGAUUUACGAGCAGUUCAUGGCCAUCUCGGCGCCGCAGCCGCUCAAGGCGCUGCUCGUGACUGGCGGUGCCGACAUGCGGCCGCAGGCCAUUGCCCUGGCCAAGAACCCACACAUUGUCAUUGCCACUCCGGGCCGCCUGGCGGACCACAUCCGCACGUCGGGCGACGACACGGUUGGCGGGCUGAAGCGCGCGCGGUAUGUCGUGCUCGAUGAAGCCGACCGGCUGCUCACAGCGGCUCCGACGCUACCCGAUGCUGCUUCUCGCGGUGGUGGUGGAAAGAAGAGCAAGAACAAAAGCGACGGCGCGGCCUCGGGCAGCAUGCUGCCCGAUGUCGAGACGUGCCUGAGCGCGCUGCCGCCGCCGACCAAGCGCCAGACGCUGCUGUUCACGGCCACGGUGACGCCCGAGGUGCGCGCGCUCAAGACGAUGCCCCGCAGCGCCGACCGGCUGCCCGUGUUUGUGUGCGAGGUCGAGACGCACGCACCAGCCAUCCCGGCCACACUGACACAAUGCCACUUGACCGUUCCCGUGACCCACCGCGAGCACUAUCUGCACGCCUUUUUGAGCACAGCGCACAACGCCGCGCUGCCCGCCGUCAUCGUCUUUGUCAACCGCACGUCCACGGCGGCCUACCUGCACCACCUGCUGCGGCUGCUGGGCCACCGCGUCACAGCGCUGCACGCCACGCUGCCGCAGCGCCAGCGCACCGACAACCUGGGGCGGUUCCGCGCGGCGGCGGCGCGCAUCCUCGUGGCGACGGACGUGGCUGCGCGUGGUCUCGAUAUCCCCGAGGUGGCGCUUGUUGUCAACUACGACGUGCCGCGCCUCCCCGACGACUACAUCCACCGUGUUGGCCGUACGGCGCGUGCGGGCCGCCGUGGCGAGGCCGUGACGUUUGUUGGCCAACGGGACGUGGACCUGGUGCUGGCGAUUGAGGCGCGCGUGGGCCGCCCGCUCGAAGCGUGGUCCGAGGAGGGUGUCAACUUGGAGACGCGCGUGACCAAGGAGGCGCUGAAGCUGGUGGGCGAGAAGAAGCGGGAGGCGCUGCUGGAGAUUGAGGAGAACCGCGAGGUGGGCGGCAAGCGGAAGCGGGGGAUGCUGAAGCUGCGGGCGACGUAA